AUGUUUUCCGUACUUUUCACUAACAGUAUCCAAAACAGAAGAUACCUAUACCUAAGAGGGAACUGCUCCUUGUACGAAGAUCUGCUUUUUCUCAGGUCACAAUCAGUUGAUUCCGGCUGGAAAACGGAUACAAGUGACUACGACAACAUAGCCAAUAUGCAAUUCACUUCUCAAAUGAAAUACAGCAGUCGUAGGCUAUCUAGCCCGGAGUCGCGUUCAUUACCUUCUUCCCAGUAUCAGCAGAGCGCUUCUUCAUCAUCCACUUCAGACACCGGUGAUAGCCAAACUCAUGACGAUCACGUUCUUGUGCCACGAUGUCCCAGCACAUGCAAAUGUCACAUCACUGGAUCGUUACUUCACAAGGCAAGUCCACCACCAGAAUCAAACCGGAUUAAGCUGCCUCCAGAUCUGGAAAUGAAAGACAAAGCACGCUUAGCAAUCAGAAACGUUCAAGGAUCAGUCGAACAACGAAAUGUUCCAAAAGCCGAAGAAAAACUGGAAAGCACACAGCCACACUCAGGCACUAGGAGUACCGAUUCUUCUAAAGAAGAAAUUCAUGCUACAUCAAGGCCUCUACCACCCCCACCGAAAAAGUAUCCAGAGAUCAAGCAGAGCUCAAAGCGCACAAAAAGUAGCAUCGCCUUAGCCAACAUAGACAAGCCAGUAUCUUCGACGAGGAGGAAAGCGUUCAUGAGAAAAGGUGGAACAGAUAGUAGUAGUCGAGAUAAUAGCGCCAAAGAAUCCAAAGAAACUCCCAGUAAAGCAAAGGUGAUAAACUCAAAAGCAACAGGAAAGGCUGUCUCAUUCGUUGGUCCAGAUUCUUCAGCGGCUGGACAAAGCGGCAUUCAUGUCAGAAAGUAA
This is a messenger RNA of Haemonchus placei, 861 nucleotides long. The record is from the annotation of a GenBank genome assembly. Lineage: Eukaryota; Metazoa; Nematoda; Chromadorea; Rhabditida; Trichostrongylidae.